Messenger RNA from Nilaparvata lugens (brown planthopper), 649 nucleotides. It is a transcript of the gene ND-B8, whose product is annotated as NADH dehydrogenase [ubiquinone] 1 alpha subcomplex subunit 2. The transcript is spliced from 3 exons. The record is from RefSeq and is a predicted model, not a curated record. Lineage: Eukaryota; Metazoa; Arthropoda; Insecta; Hemiptera; Delphacidae. Bases 290 to 571 code for a protein of 93 amino acids.
GUGUUUAUCUCUGCAUGAAGCGUCUGCCAACGUUGUAAUGAUUGCCAUUUUUGGAAGAACUCAUCAAUUAAUUCAAUCAACUAUUAAGUAUAAAAUUAUUUUACCAUAAGAAAACAAUCAAUUGAACUUUCAAUAUUUAUCUUUUAUUUUUGGAAAUUUUGAUGAGAGAAGUGAAAUUUUAUUGCAGACAACUGGAAUAAACAGCUGACUCUAAUGGCACAUGACCUUCAAACAAAAUACAGUCUGAAAACUCAGAAAAAUAACAUUGAUUGAGGUUAAACAUUUUAAAAUGGCAUCUAAAAAUGUAAUUAAAUUUGCACCUAGAAUUAAAGAAAUCAGACUGCACUUAUGUCAAACAGGAGCUGAAAGCCAAGGAGCAAGGGACUUUGUGUCAAAGUUCUACGUUCCGCUCAAGAAAGUGAACCCCACUCUUCCAUUCCUGAUCAGGGAAUGUAGUGGAGUACAACCAAGGUUAUGGGCAAGAUAUGAACAAGGCAAAGAGAGCAGCAUCUCUAUCAAAGGACUGGAAGCCGAGAAUGUCUACAAAGAACUUGAAAAACUUGCAAAAUAGAGAUCUAUUCAUUAUAGCUUACUUUAAUUUGUACAUAGAAUAAUGUGUUGAAAAUAGUAAUAAAUCUCUUCAGUUACA